AUGACGAAGACAGCUUCGGCGAAACGCAAGCGCGCCGAGCGCGAGGCUCUCAAGGAGUCGGAGCGAGCCACGAAGCGCACCAAGAGCGGCGACCCGGAAGACCUCUACGACAAGAAGCUUUUCGUCGAAAAGUCCGCCGGCGCCGACCGCGUGCGCGAGGCCAGGCUCUACGAGCUCCUGGGAAGCGAAGACUCUGACGAGCGAGUGGCCGCUGCCGAGACUGUCAUCGCCAGCCUGCUCGACGGUGAUGGAGUCCCCGAGGACGUCCUCAAGCGCCACCUCGACUGGCGCCUCUUCCGUGGCCUUGCGAGCGGUCGCGCCGGCGCCCGUCUCGGCUACAGCCUCGUCAUCACCGAAAUUCUGCGCCAGCUGUUUGGUGGCGACGCAUUGAGCGCCUCCCGAUACCCCGGCCUGACCUUCGACAAGGUCCUGGACAUCCUCCACGAGCGGACCAAGCCGACGGGACACAUGACGGGUCAGGAAGAGAGGGACUUUUACUUUGGCAAGCUGUUCGGGCUCGACUGCUUCGUGCGCGCGGGCUUCCUGGACGACGACCUCGACAAGUGGGACAAUAUUCUGCAGCAGCUGCUGGACCUUGCCGACAAGAAGGUCUGGCUGCGGUCGCACUGCGGCUGGGUCGUCAUGCAGGCGGUGCCCAAGCUCAAGGCUGAUGUUGUCGCCUCCAUCAUCCAGAAGCUCAAGGCCGCCAAGUGGACCAAGACCCCCGAAGGUGUGGGCAUCUGGCUGGCGGCGCUCGAGACGCACCCCGAGCUCGACGGCCAGGGCGUCGAGAACCCACUGGAUCCCAAGGUCCUGCCCAACCUGCCGGCCAUUCUCAAAGACAGCGUGUCGGGCGAGGAAGCCGAGGAGGAGAGCGCUGCGAAGACGAAGAAGAAGACGGCCAACUGGUCGCACCAGCUGCACUUUGUCUGGCCCUACCUGCUCGGCUACUACGUCAGCAAAGGCGCCGUCACCGACUUUGUCGCUUUUUGGAGGCGUGCUGUCGAUGACAACCUGUUCAUCAAGAGCGCAUCCGAUGGCCAGAAGCUGCGUGGCUUCGUCGUCCUGCAGACGCUGUUGAUGCACCCCCUCGAGGGCAACGAAUCGACCCUCGAAAGUUUCCUCCCCCACAUGUUCAGCAAGAACCUCAUGACCUGCCUCAUGAACCAGGCCGCGAGCGAGGGUCGCUACCUCCACCGCGCCGCCUGCGCCACCCUGCGCACCGUUGCCCAGGCGGCCCAGCGAUCCCCCGAGUUCACGAGCAUCAUAAUCGAAAACUUGACCACCAACAACGGCGUUUACAACUUUGAUGUCAGGACGGGCGCCAAGACGAUCGAGACGGUCCUCCAGCGCAUCAAGCCCGACGUGGCGGAUGACGUCGUUGGCGUGCUGAGCGCUCCCGUCAUCAAGUCGUGCACAACCGGAAAGGACAUGGACAAGGUCAAGGUCGAGCUGCGCGCCUACGUCGAGUAUCUCUUCAAGAUGGCCACGGCUGCGCCCGAGGCGGCUCUCCAGGAGCUCAUCUCCCUGGCGUACGCGCCGCCGAUCUGGGUCCCUGAAAAUGCGUCCGAGUUCGUCAAGGAUCUGAGCCGGAACCGCCUCCAGUCGGCGUUUGCGAACCUGUCCAAGAAGGCCGAGGACACGACGUAUCUCUGCACCGCCAUUGAGGCCAUCAGCCCGGACUACAUCCAGAUGGACGCCAAGCUGAAGAAGGCCGUCGCUGACGCGCGUAAGAAGCUCAAGGCCCUGCUGCAAACCGCCUCGGUCAAGCCCGCCGCCGACGGUGCCUCGGACGAGAUGAACGUGGCCAAGGGCCUCUCGCUCCUCUACGCGAUCGCCAUCUUCCAGCUCUACAACGCCGAGCCUGACGCGUUGCAACUUCUUGACGACCUCCGGGACUACCAGUCGCGGAUGAAGACGGACGAGGACGAGGCGGCCGAGUUUCUUAUCGAGAUUCUCCUCUCCAUGGUGUCGCAGGAUUCCGUGCUGCUGCGGCAGAUCUCGCAGCAGGUCUUUGGCUGCUUCGCCAGCCGCGUGACGUCCAAGGCGCUGGAGCUCCUUCUCGAUGUCUUGUCGGCGGAUGAGAACGCCAAGGGCCAGCAGUCAUUGUUCGACAUUGAGAACGACGACGUUGACCUGGAAGAUUUUGAGGAAGAAGACGACGAGGACGAGGAUGACGAGGACGAUGAAGAUGAUGACGUGGAAGAGAUCAACGUGGACGACGCCUCGGAACUGGAAAUUGAUUCUGACGUCGAGUUUGUCACCCUCAACGCCGCCGACGGCACAAGCGAGGAGAAGGAGGGCGAAGACGAGUCGGAUGCGGACUCGGAGGACGAGGCGGCCGAAGACGAAGACGCAGAGGAAGCCAAAAACCUCGAGGCCAUCGACGACGCCCUCGGCAAGAUUCUCAACAGCCACCGCCUCGACAAGGACGCCGACGCUUCCGACUCGGACGCCGACAUGACCGAUUCCGAAAUGCUCGCCCUCGACGAGAAGCUGUCGGCCGUCUUCAAGGACCGCAUCAAGACCAAGCCCAGCAAGAAGAAGGAGCGCAAGGCGGCCAAGGAGUCCGUCAUCAACUUCAAACGCCGCGUCCUCUCGCUGCUGGAUAUUUACAUCCGCUCCGAGGCCGGCAGCCCCGUCGCCAUCGCCGCCCUGCUGCCCCUCGUCCAGCUGAUCCGCACGACGACGGUCAAGUCGCUGUCCGACCGCUCGCUGGAGCUCACAAAGGAGUACCAGAAGCAGCUCAAGAAGGCGCGGGCGGCGAACAAGAAGCAGAAGAAGACGGUCAAGGUGGACGCCGAAGCCACGCUGCAGCUGCUGAAAGAUAUUCACACCGAGGCUGCGGCCAGCGAGAUGAACGACCACGCCAAGGCCGCGGCUGCCGCGAGCCUGAUUGUCGGAUCGACGCUGUUCAUCGCCGACAAGGCGAGUCGGCCGGCUGUCGAGGCCGAGUUUGCCAAGCUCGAGCGCAAGCCGGAGAAGAAGGGGCGCAAGUCGAACAAGAAGAAGAAGGCGGGUGAUAUCGACAUGGCCAUGGACUGGAAGAACUGGCGGCAGAACUAUGAGGCGACCAAGAGGAAGUAG
This is a messenger RNA of Verticillium alfalfae VaMs.102, 3087 nucleotides long. RefSeq lists its product as hypothetical. Gene Ontology annotation, biological process: regulation of DNA-templated transcription. Lineage: Eukaryota; Fungi; Ascomycota; Sordariomycetes; Glomerellales; Plectosphaerellaceae. Gene Ontology annotation, cellular component: nucleolus. The transcript has 2 exons. Gene Ontology annotation, molecular function: transcription factor binding; rDNA binding. The record is from RefSeq and is a predicted model, not a curated record. Bases 1 to 3087 code for a protein of 1028 amino acids.